Molecule: messenger RNA, 318 nt
Organism: Adineta ricciae
Lineage: Eukaryota; Metazoa; Rotifera; Eurotatoria; Adinetida; Adinetidae
Source: the annotation of a GenBank genome assembly
AUGGAUUAUCAAUUAAAUAUGAACAAAUCUUCGUCGUCGCCGAAGCCGAAGAAUCAUUUUUUUCAUGGACAAAAACAACCAUAUGAAGAGGAACUUGCUGAACAUUCCACCUUAUCGACACCAACAACUUUAUCAUCGACAUAUCUGACUGCGGAUAGUCCAUGGAAACACCCAACAACUGUUGAUUGUUUGAAACUUGAUGAUGAGCACAAACGACAGACAAUGGAAUUGAAAACCGUUGGUAAAAUGGGUAUGGUUCGACGAAAGCAAUUCCUUCAAAAACGAGACUUCAGUCGAUCACAUGAGGUAAGCAGUUAA